Molecule: messenger RNA, 312 nt
Organism: Clunio marinus
Lineage: Eukaryota; Metazoa; Arthropoda; Insecta; Diptera; Chironomidae
Source: the annotation of a GenBank genome assembly
AUGAAUUUUUCCAAGGUUAUUAAUUUAAUUUAUGGUACCGUCGCUCUUCGUGAAAUCCGUCGUUACCAGAAAUCGACAGAAUUGUUGAUCCGCAAGUUGCCCUUCCAACGUUUGGUAAGAGAAAUCGCUCAAGAUUUCAAGACCGAUUUGCGUUUCCAGUCUGCUGCCAUUGGAGCAUUGCAAGAAGCCAGUGAAGCUUACUUGGUCGGUUUGUUUGAAGACACCAACUUGUGCGCAAUCCACGCCAAGCGAGUCACAAUCAUGCCAAAAGACAUCCAAUUGGCUCGUCGUAUCCGUGGAGAACGUGCUUAA